AUGCUUGCUGCCAAAAACAUACUAAACAAGUCUAGCUUGUCCAGCUCUUUCCGUAUUGCCACACGUUUGCAAUCCACCAAGGUUCAAGGUUCCGUCAUUGGUAUCGAUUUAGGUACUACAAAUUCUGCGGUGGCUAUUAUGGAAGGUAAGGUUCCUAAAAUUAUUGAGAACGCCGAAGGUUCUAGAACUACCCCUUCUGUAGUGGCGUUCACUAAAGAGGGAGAGCGUUUGGUCGGUAUUCCAGCCAAGCGUCAAGCCGUUGUGAACCCAGAAAAUACCCUAUUUGCUACCAAGCGUUUGAUCGGUCGUCGUUUUGAAGACGCCGAGGUGCAAAGAGAUAUCAAACAAGUUCCAUACAAGAUUGUCAAGCACUCCAACGGGGAUGCUUGGGUGGAAGCUAGAGGUCAAACUUACUCUCCAGCCCAGAUCGGUGGGUUCGUCUUGAACAAGAUGAAGGAGACUGCUGAGGCCUACUUGGGUAAGCCAGUUAAGAACGCUGUUGUCACCGUUCCUGCUUAUUUCAACGACUCUCAAAGACAAGCUACCAAGGACGCAGGUCAAAUUGUUGGUUUGAACGUUUUACGUGUCGUCAAUGAACCAACUGCUGCUGCCUUGGCUUAUGGUUUGGAAAAAUCUGACUCUAAAGUCGUUGCCGUUUUCGAUUUGGGUGGUGGUACUUUCGAUAUCUCCAUCUUGGAUAUUGAUAACGGUGUCUUCGAAGUCAAGUCCACUAACGGUGACACCCAUUUGGGUGGUGAAGAUUUCGACAUCUAUUUGCUGAGAGAAAUUGUCUCCCGUUUCAAGACCGAAACUGGUAUCGACUUGGAAAACGAUCGUAUGGCUAUCCAAAGAAUCAGAGAAGCUGCUGAAAAGGCUAAGAUUGAGUUAUCCUCGACCGUUUCCACUGAAAUUAAUCUGCCAUUUAUCACUGCUGACGCCUCCGGUCCAAAGCAUAUCAACAUGAAGUUCUCCAGGGCUCAAUUCGAGACUUUGACCGCUCCAUUGGUUAAGAGAACUGUCGACCCAGUCAAAAAGGCUUUGAAAGACGCCGGUUUGGCCACUUCAGACAUCUCUGAGGUCUUAUUGGUCGGUGGUAUGUCCAGAAUGCCUAAGGUUGUCGAAACCGUCAAAUCUCUGUUCGGUAAGGACCCAUCCAAGGCUGUCAACCCAGAUGAAGCUGUUGCCAUUGGUGCUGCUGUGCAAGGUGCUGUUUUGUCUGGUGAGGUUACCGAUGUCCUGCUAUUGGAUGUUACCCCAUUGUCUCUAGGUAUUGAAACUUUGGGUGGUGUUUUCACAAGAUUGAUUCCAAGAAAUACUACUAUUCCAACAAAGAAAUCUCAAAUCUUCUCCACCGCCGCCGCCGGUCAAACUUCUGUUGAAAUCAGAGUUUUCCAAGGUGAAAGAGAAUUGGUUAGAGACAACAAAUUGAUUGGUAACUUCACUUUAGCUGGUAUCCCACCUGCUCCAAAGGGUGUACCACAAAUCGAAGUCACUUUCGACAUCGACGCCGAUGGUAUCAUCAAUGUUUCUGCUAGAGACAAAGCUACAAACAAGGACUCUUCUAUCACUGUUGCCGGCUCUUCUGGUUUAUCUGAAAACGAAAUCGAACAAAUGGUUAACGAUGCUGAAAAAUUCAAGUCUCAAGAUGAAGCUAGAAAGCAAGCCAUUGAAACUGCCAACAAGGCCGACCAAUUGGCUAACGAUACUGAAAACUCCUUGAAAGAAUUCGAAGGUAAGGUUGACAAGGCUGAAGCCCAAAAGGUUAGGGAUCAAAUCACUACCUUGAAGGAAUUAGUUGCUAGAGUACAAGGUGGUGAAGAAGUUAACGCUGAGGAAUUGAAGGCUAAGACCGAAGAAUUGCAAACUUCCUCGAUGAAAUUGUUUGAGCAAUUGUACAAGAACGACUCUAACAACAACAACAGCAACAAUGCCGAAUCUGGUGAAACUAAGCAGUAA
This is a messenger RNA of Saccharomyces paradoxus, 1956 nucleotides long. It is a transcript of the gene SSC1, whose product is annotated as Hsp70 family ATPase SSC1. The record is from RefSeq and is a predicted model, not a curated record. Gene Ontology annotation, biological process: cellular response to unfolded protein; protein refolding. NCBI's taxonomy places the organism in Eukaryota, Fungi, Ascomycota, Saccharomycetes, Saccharomycetales, Saccharomycetaceae. The coding region runs from base 1 to 1956 and encodes 651 amino acids. Gene Ontology annotation, cellular component: cytoplasm; mitochondrion. Gene Ontology annotation, molecular function: ATP binding; ATP hydrolysis activity; ATP-dependent protein folding chaperone. The transcript has a single exon.